Molecule: messenger RNA, 351 nt
Organism: Pyricularia pennisetigena
Lineage: Eukaryota; Fungi; Ascomycota; Sordariomycetes; Magnaporthales; Pyriculariaceae
Exons: 2
Source: RefSeq, a predicted model, not a curated record
CUCCAAUCCAAGCUCAUUUCAAUACCUACCUAUUUACCUACCAGCCGGUCUGCCUUUCCCACGUUCCUUGACGGCACGUUUAACCAAGUCUUUGACCUUUCUUUCUCACCUACAAUCACCAUGAAGUUCUUGACCAUCAUUACCCUGGCCGUCUCGGCCGUCGCAGCGCAAACCUGCGUGCUCAAGUGCUCAAGCGGACCUCAAGGCGGAAACGACGUCACCACUACAUGUUCCAGCCAGGGUGUCACCUGCACCACCCAGCAGGGCCUUCAAUGCAAGCUCGGCUUCCCGUCCUUUACGCCACCGGCGCAAUGUACCUUCUGUUCAUGUGCGCCGCCCUCGGGAGUAUAA